This is a messenger RNA of Acinonyx jubatus (cheetah), 5773 nucleotides long. It is a transcript of the gene RUNX2, whose product is annotated as RUNX family transcription factor 2. The transcript has 6 exons. The coding region runs from base 473 to 1915 and encodes 480 amino acids. Gene Ontology annotation, molecular function: RNA polymerase II cis-regulatory region sequence-specific DNA binding; DNA-binding transcription factor activity, RNA polymerase II-specific; ATP binding. Gene Ontology annotation, cellular component: nucleus. The record is from RefSeq and is a predicted model, not a curated record. NCBI's taxonomy places the organism in Eukaryota, Metazoa, Chordata, Mammalia, Carnivora, Felidae. Gene Ontology annotation, biological process: regulation of cell differentiation; regulation of transcription by RNA polymerase II; hemopoiesis.
CGGCGGUGGCGGGGAGCGCGCGGCUAUGCUUGCCCCGGGGCUGGACUACUGAAUCCACUCCGUUCCACCGCUGGACUCGACCUGGGAGGGGGCGCCAGCGCACCCAGGACGCGGUGCCCCAAGGGACCCCACUCCACGCUGCAAACUGAAGCCCCCUGCCUCCCCAGGCCACACACAUCCCCGCGCCCGUUCUCAGCUGCCACCGCGGGCGUUCCAAAAGCUCCGGCAAGAUCUGCACCUCCCGGGUCUCCCAACCCGCCAACCCGACUGCUCUGCAUCGCCACCGCUGGCCUCCGUCAGACUCCUCCCGGCAGUCGGCUUCAUCGAACUUGAUUUCUCACCUCCUCGGCCCCAUCACCUCCAUCCCCUUUCCCCCCGUCUCGCCUCCACCCCCCCAAUUUCCUCCUCCUCGCCCCUCAUUUCCACCCUCCUCCCCCUCCCCCGGCCACUUCGCUAACUUGUGGCUGUUGUGAUGCGUAUUCCCGUAGAUCCGAGCACCAGCCGGCGCUUCAGCCCUCCCUCCAGCAGCCUGCAGCCCGGCAAGAUGAGCGACGUGAGCCCGGUGGUGGCUGCGCAACAACAGCAGCAGCAGCAGCAGCAGCAGCAACAGCAGCAGCAGCAGCAGCAGCAACAGCAGCAGGAGGCGGCGGCGGCGGCGGCGGCGGCGGCAGCGGCGGCCGCCGUGCCCCGGUUGCGGCCGCCGCACGACAACCGCACCAUGGUGGAGAUCAUCGCUGACCACCCGGCCGAGCUCGUCCGCACCGACAGCCCCAACUUCCUGUGCUCUGUGCUGCCCUCGCACUGGCGAUGCAACAAGACCCUGCCCGUGGCCUUCAAGGUGGUGGCCCUGGGAGAGGUACCAGAUGGAACUGUGGUUACCGUCAUGGCGGGCAACGACGAAAAUUAUUCUGCCGAGCUCCGAAAUGCCUCUGCUGUUAUGAAAAACCAAGUAGCGAGGUUCAACGAUCUGAGAUUUGUGGGCCGGAGUGGAAGAGGCAAGAGUUUCACCUUGACCAUAACUGUCUUCACAAACCCUCCCCAAGUAGCCACCUAUCACAGAGCUAUUAAAGUUACAGUGGAUGGACCCCGGGAACCCAGAAGGCACAGACAGAAGCUUGAUGACUCUAAACCUAGUUUGUUCUCUGACCGCCUCAGUGAUUUAGGGCGCAUUCCUCAUCCCAGUAUGAGAGUAGGUGUCCCGCCUCAGAACCCACGGCCCUCCCUGAACUCUGCACCAAGUCCUUUUAAUCCACAAGGACAGAGUCAGAUUACAGACCCCAGGCAGGCCCAGUCUUCCCCGCCGUGGUCCUAUGACCAGUCUUACCCCUCCUACCUGAGCCAGAUGACGUCCCCAUCCAUACACUCCACCACCCCGCUGUCUUCCACACGGGGCACGGGGCUUCCUGCCAUCACCGACGUGCCCAGGCGCAUUUCAGGUGCUUCAGAACUGGGCCCUUUUUCAGACCCCAGGCAGUUCCCAAGCAUUUCAUCCCUCACUGAGAGCCGGUUCUCCAACCCACGAAUGCACUAUCCAGCCACCUUUACUUACACCCCGCCAGUCACCUCAGGCAUGUCCCUCGGUAUGUCCGCCACCACCCACUACCACACCUACCUGCCACCACCCUACCCCGGCUCUUCCCAAAGCCAGAGUGGACCCUUCCAGACCAGCAGCACUCCAUAUCUCUACUAUGGCACUUCGUCAGGAUCCUAUCAGUUCCCCAUGGUGCCGGGGGGAGAUCGGUCUCCUUCCAGAAUGCUUCCGCCAUGCACCACCACCUCGAAUGGCAGCACGCUAUUAAACCCAAAUUUGCCCACCCAGAAUGAUGGUGUUGACGCUGAUGGAAGCCACAGCAGUUCCCCAACUGUUUUGAAUUCUAGUGGCAGAAUGGAUGAAUCUGUUUGGCGACCAUAUUGAAAUUCCUCAGCAGUGGCCCAGCGGUGUCUGGGAGCCGCAUCCCAAAUGUAUCGAUAUAUACAUAUAUAGAGAGAGCGCAUAUAUAUGUAUAUCAAUUAGCUAUCUACAAAGUGCCUAUCUUUUAGAAGAUUUUUCAUUCACCCACUCAGUCAUGAUCUUGCAACCAUAAGAGGGUAGACACUGAGAAGCAGAAGGCCCAAGAGAGACAAUCGUAUUCAGGUUUCAGAUGGUUUUCUAUGUAAGACGUACUUUCACAAAGGAAAAAGGUAUUUUUGUUGGGUUGUCGUUUGGCCUGUUAUCAUAAAUAACCCGUUCCUAUGCCAAUUCAGAGAGGUGGACUCCAGGUUUAGGAGGAAGAAGAGCAAAGCCGCUUCCUCUCUGUGCUUUGAAACCGCACACCCUCACGGUUGCAGCUGUGUAUGGACCAGUGCCCUCUGCAGACCAGCUUACAAAGCCAGUCGAGGUGCACGCGGAGGGCAAAGAGGUAGAAUGGACGCUUCCCGCAUAGUGCGAUCCAUUCAGAGUAACUGUUCCAAACUGCUCUCAGACUUGCCGCAAGUUCUCGUACGAUCUGUUUGGUUCAGUUUUGUUGUUGUUGUUGUUGUUGUUGUUGUUGUUGUGUUCCUACUUUUAAGAAAGCGACUCCAAAAAUACUGAUCAGGAUAGAUGAUUUUAUUUUACUUUUUUGUACUUUUUUUGUUUCCUUUUCCCAUUUAACCAAAAAGAAAUCCCAUCCUUCGAUCCUUACCCCCCUUCUCCUUUCUCCUUUUAUGCAAAACUGAAAAUGGCAAUACCUUAUUAUAGCCAUAAUGGUAUAGAUAGUGUUUGUGUUUGGCUGUGUGUUGUUUUCUUUUUUUUUUUUUUAAAUUAUGAAUAUGUGUAAAAUCUGAGGUAACUUGCUAACGUGAAUGGUCAUAUAACUUUAAAGAUAUAUUUAUAAUUAUUUAAUGACAUUUGGACCCUUGAAACAUUUCUUAGUGUACUGAUGUGUUGACUUCGGUCUCUAAAAGUGCUCUUUAUUAAAUAACAAAUUUCUUCAGUGGGCUAGAGCCAUAUCUGAAAUAUUGCUAAGCAGUUUCAGUUCAGGCACAAUGUGAUUUUCAAAAAUACGUCCAUCUCCAAAUAUUUUAGAUGUAGCUUGUUUUUGUGACGUAUGAAGGAAAUGUUAUGUCUCGUUCUUUCAGAUCUUUGAUCGCCUCUAACACAGCUUUGCCUUUUAAAGCAAUAAUUGGGGAUUUAAAAACCAACUCUUAGCCCUUUAUCUCUUAUUGUUGCCCUUUGUUAGCAUGAAAUGCUGGAGUGAUGUGGUUUCCUAAUUUCUUUCAAAUAACAAUGACUCUUGUCAUACUAAAAAGACAAGCACAAGUGAAUCAUGGAACUUCAGAAAAACGUUCUGCGGUUUCAUAGUUAAAGCAAAACUCUAAAUCGCCAGGCUUCACAGGGAAGACGUAGCAGGCGGCCGCACUUGUGGCUGAAGGGUCCAUCAGGAUGCACUUAGUACAGGAAAAGCCAAAUUGUCUCGGGGAUUCUUAACCCACCGGCCUUGCCAAACAGAAAGUCAGGAGAACCCAGGCCUGCCCUCCCCGACGCCCCGCCGGCAGCUCUCCACGGACUCUGCCCUGAAAGGAGCAGAUUCAGUCAUUGUCUUAUGGGGGAGCGGGUCAUCUGAAGUAGCAGGCAAGUUCCAGCAGGUAGCUGACCUGAGAGAACACCUGGCCUGUGGGGAGCCAUAGCCAACCCUUUUGCGUCAAGGGAAGGCAAGGUCAUGUGGAGUUUGGGAUCUUACUACUGUGUAUGAAUCUGAGCGGAAGCCCUCCUGUAAGAUGCACUUUGACCGCUCCUGGCGACCACAUGGCAGAUUCUCAAGCGGGAAUCCUUAAUCCAAGCCAGGAUCAUUCGAUGACACCACCGGGCAAAUCCCUGCCUGGGCUCCCACAGGUCCGGGCCCCUUCCUUUCAAUUCGGUGCCCCUCUGAACAGAACUUUGUAGAGAUUUGCCUCCAGCGCCUAGAGACCCCCUGCGCUGUCGUCCUGCCGCAAGCCCGCUUCACUGGCCGCCAGGCCUCGCAGGGCAGCAUGGGGGACCCCGUGCUUCUCGCUGGGCGCCUCCCUUGCAAUCGCCCCGACUCCUCCCAACAAAAACCGAGGGCAAAACAAAACAAAGCAAAACGAAACUCUUUGCCUUCUAAAGGUUGUAUACCAAGUAUGCUUAGAUAAAUAAGCCACUUUUCUCUUACGUAACUAAGAUGGCAGUAGUCGCUGAUACUAUUUAUUGUUUGUGUGUGGUAGCUUGAAGCACGACACUGUCCAUUUAUUUGUAAGUGUAAAAUAUGUGUGUGUGUUUCAGCAGCACUUAAAAAAGCCAGUGUCUGGUUACACAUUUCAAUUUUAAUUAAUUGACCUAAAAAUGUUACCGCCGGUGCCAGCUGUACCCUAUUUAAUAAAAAAAAAAAAAAAGGUACUAUAUUUGUACAUUAUUUUUUAAUGUUAAAAGGGCUUUUUUAAGUUUACAGUACACAUACUAAGUGACUUUAGGGAUGCUUUCGUGUUGAAAUGUUAUUAGAGUGGCUGCAGGCAGCAACCCAGAAACACUUUAAAAGGUUUUUUUUUUGUUUUUUUUUUUUUCCUUGGGAAAAAUUCAAGCACUUGUCCCCUCCCUCCAACCACUCCAAAGGGGUAAGUCACAUUUCUUAGAUCAAAUUCUGCCCUUUGUCAAAGCCUGGGGGUUAAAGUUUUCUUUUUCGUUUCCUUUUUUUUUUUUUUUUUUUACUGAACCCUUAAUUUGCACUGGGUCAUGUGUAUGAUCUGUGAUUCGAAGACCAAAGCAAAGCCUUACUACUGCUCCUACUGUGAAGCCAUGUAGUAGCCAACGCUCUGUAUUUCCUUCAGGUUAAAGGAGCAUGGUUCUUGGUAGCGCCAACGUUGCUGGAGUUCACAGCGUGGCCCACACAGACACGCUGAUCUGUUUGAGUUGUCUCACAAAUUGUAACCUCUGCCAGGGCCCCCGAACAAGUACCACAGCGUUGGUUUUGGAUGAGGGAAGUGACCUCCAGCCUGGAACCGAGAGAGACGCAACAGAUGAGCUAUGGGUUACUCUGUAGACAGUCUCGCCCCACCGGGGCCUUUUCAAAGGAAGCUGAGAAAUCCACACCGUCAGGGACCAUCCGUUGCAAACUCAGAGGGGACGAGAUGUGUGUGCUGGCUUAGAGUUCCCUCCAUUCCCAGGAAAGGAACGGACUCAGAGUCUAGGUUAAUGCAUGGAAACACAGAGCAUGAGCGAGAACAGGAGUUAUUUCUAGGAUAUUCGAAAGAACAAUAACCAAUAAAAUAAAAGCGACUCUUCCAAACCUUGAAUUUGUUGUUCUUAAAAAAGGAAUGCAUUUAAAAAAUAUUUUCUGUGUGAGAAUUUUUUAGAUGUUUGUUUACUUCAUGUUUACAAAUAACUGUUUGCUUUUUAUGCAGUACUUUGAAAUAUAUCAGCCAAAACCAUAAGUUACAGUAAUUUCUUAGGUAUUCUGAAUAAAAUUCCAUUUUUUCUUUUUGGAUAUGCUUUACCAUUCUUAGAUUUCUGUGGAACAAAAAUGUUUGUAGCAUUUUGUGUAAAUACAAGCUUCUCAUUUUUAUUUUUUUCCAAUUGCUGUUGCCCAAGAUCUGCUUUCCCUGCACAUAUUGUACAAAUUCUGGUUUGUCCCACAGGCCAUGAUUGUGGAUGAGUUUACUUUCAACUUCAAAGGGACUAUUUGUAUUGUAUGUUGCAACUGUAAAUGGAAUUAUUUGGCAUUUUUUUUUUCUCAUGAUUGUAAUAUUAAUUUGAAGUUUGAAUUUAAUUUUCAAUAAAAUGGCUUUUUUGGUUUUGUUA